This is a messenger RNA of Engraulis encrasicolus (European anchovy), 3858 nucleotides long. It is a transcript of the gene mtmr2, whose product is annotated as myotubularin related protein 2. Lineage: Eukaryota; Metazoa; Chordata; Actinopteri; Clupeiformes; Engraulidae. The transcript is spliced from 15 exons. Gene Ontology annotation, cellular component: cytoplasm; membrane. Gene Ontology annotation, biological process: phosphatidylinositol dephosphorylation. Gene Ontology annotation, molecular function: phosphatidylinositol-3-phosphate phosphatase activity; phosphatidylinositol-3,5-bisphosphate 3-phosphatase activity. The record is from RefSeq and is a predicted model, not a curated record. Bases 122 to 2074 code for a protein of 650 amino acids.
GCUUCCUGUCCACACUGCAGGCUAAUUUUCCUCUGAGGACAAAGCUAAAACUAUUUGUAUGAACGUCAACUAGUCAUUUAUUUUGUUCCAACUCGGCGAAACUUGAAGUAAAGGGUUGAAAAUGGAAAAGAGUGGGAGCGUCGACAGUUUGGGUUCCAAACAAUCAUCCUCUAGGCAGCCGAGUGUUGACUCACUAUCCAGUUCCUCAACGUCACGGUCUGACCGGUCCUCUCAGGCAAAGGCUCCUUCAGCUGUAUCCUCGGAUUCUGUUUCGGUACCUGGCUCCCCCUUGUCUCCCGAACUUCGGUCCAACAUUACAAGAAGCAAGCCAGUCACCAAGGUCUUCAGAGAUGCUUUCAAGGAGGAUCCACAGUUGUUGAGCAAGGAGACAGUACAAGAGACAGCCAAAGACGUCACCUACAUUUGUCCUUAUAUUGGAGCACUGAGAGGGACCUUGACUGUCACAAACUAUCGACUGUUUUUCAAAAAUAUUGACCGGGAGGCAGGCGUGGUGUUGGACAUACCUCUUGGAGUUCUGAGCCGCGUGGAGAAGAUUGGGGGUGCUUCAAGUCGUGGGGAUGUGUCCUACGGCAUCGUCUGUAAGGAUAUCAGAAAUCUGCGCUUUGUACAUAAACAGCCUGACGAUACUCUAAAGAAGUCAAUCUUCGAGAACCUCAUGAAAUAUGCCUUCCCUGUCUCCAAUGGAAUGCCGCUCUUUGCCUGCGAGUAUGACCAGGUUUUCCCUGAGAAUGGAUGGAAGGUGUAUGACGCCCAGGCUGAGUAUAAGCGGCAGGGGUUGCCCAAUGAGAGCUGGAGGAUGUCCAAGGUGAACGACCACUAUGAGCUGUGUGACACAUACCCGUCCACGCUGGUUGUGCCUGUGACCAUGCCUGACGAGGAGUUGAAGAGAGUGGCUGCCUUCAGAGUCAAGGGACGCCUUCCUGUGUUGUCGUGGAUCCACCCGGAGAGCCAGGCCACCAUCACCCGCUGCAGCCAGCCCAUGGUGGGCAACAACGGCAAGCGCAGCAAGGAGGACGAGAAGAUGCUGCAGGCCAUCAUGGACGCCAACGCCCAGUCACACAAGCUCUUCAUAUUCGACGCCAGGCCCAGCGUCAACGCGGCAGCCAACAAGAUGAAGGGUGGUGGUUUCGAGAGUGAGGACGCCUAUCAGAAUGCAGAGCUGGUGUUUCUGGACAUCCACAAUCUCCACGUGAUGCGGGAAUCGCUACGGAAACUUAAGGAGGUGGUGUAUCCAAACAUUGAGGAUUCUCAUUGGCUGUCCAACUUGGAGUCAACCCACUGGCUAGAACAUAUCAAGUCCAUCUUGGCGGGCGCCUUGCGGAUCGCCGACAAGGUGGAGUCUGGCAAGACGUCGGUGGUGGUGCACUGCAGCGACGGCUGGGACCGCACGGCGCAGCUGACCUCGCUGGCCAUGCUGAUGCUGGACGCCCACUACCGCACCAUCCGGGGCUUCCAGGUGCUGCUGGAGAAGGAGUGGCUCAGCUUCGGACACCGCUUCCAGCUGAGGAUUGGCCAUGGAGACAAGAACCACACAGAUGCAGACCGCUCUCCUGUCUUCCUGCAGUUCAUUGACUGUGUUUGGCAAAUGACUCGACAGUUUCCAGCAGCAUUUGAGUUCAACGAGUCCUUCCUCAUCACAAUCCUGGACCAUCUCUACAGCUGUUUGUUUGGCACAUUUAUGUGUAACAGUGAGCAGCAACGACUCAAAGAGGAAUUACCAAAGAAGACUGUGUCACUGUGGUCUUUUAUCAACAGCCAGCUUGAGGAGUUCUCUAACCCUCUGUAUGUGAACUACUCCUCCCAUGUCCUGUUUCCUGUAGUCAGCAUGCGCCACCUAGAGCUCUGGGUAGGGUACUACAUCCGCUGGAACCCUCGCAUGAGGCCACAGGAGCCUCUGCACCAACGCUACAAAGAGCUGCUGGCAAAGCGUGCUGAGCUCCAGAAGAGAGUGGAGGAGCUGCAGCGAGAGGUGUCCAGCCGCGCGGCCUCCUCUUCCUCGGAGAGGGCCGGCUCCCCCACGCGCUCCAUCACACCCGUGCAGACCUUCGUCUGACUGGACAGGUGCCUCACAGAGAGACAGAGAAAUAUGGAGGAGGGAUAGAGAGAGCUAGAAAGAGAGAGAGAGCUAGAAGAGGUUUCAUCCACGAGACCCUGAGGGGCCCACAAGCAUGGCUGCUUUUACAUACAGCACAACGUUUGGGCCACAGGGCCCACGGCUGACUACAUGCCAUAAAUUGCCUUGGUCCCGCCAUAUGCUGUCAGUAAAGUGCAGCACCACUAAGACUUUUAACAUGGAGAGAUCCUAGCAGCAAGUUUUCAUUUCCGCUAACUAGUUUCUAGGUGGCUACUUGGUUCAUUGUAGAUGCAGGCUACUAAUGAAACUAGGUGUGAAUUAAGUUUACGUUUAAAAUACUAAUGCACUUGUUCAGUGUUUGUUUUACGUUUGAUAUAUUAAGAAACAAGGGCACAGAGAAAAAUGCCAUAGUUCAAGUGAAAUGAUCUCGAAAGGUUUUGCAAAAAAUCGUACAAUGCCAGGAAAGAUGAUGUCCAAAUGUGCUUCCGACUGUACUGGAUUUAUCAAGAUGGUUCUUUGUAAAUGAAAGACUACGCUACUGUUCCUCCUGGUUACUUGAGGGUUUCCUGUUUUAAGAAGACAUCAAAAAGUGUUGGUAUCAGAGCAUGCAGGACUCUCAUACAGGAGUUUACUGGGAUAGUAUAGAGUUUAAAUAGGUCAUCAGUCUGUGUUUGUAAUAGGUAUUGUUGAAAUACGUCAGAAAAUGUUAACUUUAUUUAACCGGCAGGAAAAUGGAUCAGCUUUACUUGGUUCAUCAGCUUUAUGAUAAUGUACUAGGAAAACAGAUGAGUGUGUGUUUGUGUGCUUAUGUACAUGUACGUAUGUACAGAAUGCAUGUAUGAAUGUGUAAGUAAGAAGCUUGAGCCAGAGUGUGCUUUAGAAUGAUUUUAACCCCCAAGAGACCUACUGCUAAAAACUGUAAGCAAGUCCAUAUACAUUCCUAUAGUUACCAUAUACAUGGCUGCAUGGGGCGGGAAGAUCUUAGCGGUGUAGCCUUGUCCAUAGAACCCAGCUAUUAGCAAUAGUCCACCUAAUAUGCCCCAUAGCAUCCAUAGCCCACUUAAUAUGCCACAGAAUUUCUCUCCCAGUGCAGACGAUCAUAUCACUAAUGCUGGACUAGAACCAUGCAAAACAAAAAAAAUGAGAACAAGUACUACUAUAACGUAUUACUGUAUAUAUGCAGGAUUUGAGAAUUUCCAUUGUGUUAUUCACUAUGAUGUCCUUAAUGCACAAGCUGAACUCUAUAGAAGGGUAUCAGGGAGGACGACUCUGAGGGUAGUUACAUGCACAGAGUAUUUCGGUUUCAAACGGAUUAUUUUCAGUAUUCAGUUUCAAACAAGUUUCAAAAUAUUCCGAUUACAUGUGUGGAACAGUGUUCUGCAAAUGGAAUAUUCCCGAAAUACUGUACAGACACAUUCGAAAUGAUUAAGGAGUGUACACGACUCGAACGAAAAAAUGAAUACUGACACCAUUCUGUUUAAAAUCUAAAUAUUCCUCACAUGUGGCCUAACUGUGUUCAUCAUUGUCUCAGUCACGUCUCAUAUUAGUACUUAAGAUGUGCUCGCUUUUCCAAGCACAUCCAUCUUAUUAACCAAACCCAUGCUGCAUUUUAUUCCACAUAAUACAUACCUGGCCAUUUCAGUGGGCUUUCUUGUCAAUACUGUAGCAUUCCAUUACGAUACAUGAAUGAGGCCCAUCAGGUGACAAACUGUACCAGUGUAUUCAACACUCCAUUGUGAAUAAAAUAUAUGCAUAUCACUCAA